AAAUCCGGAAGAGGGCCUCAAUUGCUAGGACAAGUGCUGCUCUUUUUUUUUCGAAGCUGCUGGGCGAUGGGAUUUUGCUCGAGCUGAGAGAGUGAGUGGUUUCGGAAGGUAAUUCGCGAUCGCUUCUUAUAGAAUGGGUUAUUCGACACUGUCGCUAUUAGCACUACCCGCGCUGCUCCUGGGCCCGCAAGCUCUCGCGCAAACCGACUUCUCAACUUCCAGUGGGAUUUCGACCUGGAACCAGAGCGAUUGGUCUUUGACUGCGUCCAGGUUCAUCCCGGGUCAGUUUCAAGCGCGAGCAUCGCUUGCGAAUGGCUAUGUUGGAGCUUCACUCGCUGCAGCGGGACCCUUUUUCGAGAUAGACGUCAACCAGACUGAUCCCACGGGCAUCCAACCCACAAACGGAUGGCCUCUAUUCAAUCCCCGGAUAUCAUUUUCUACCAUCUCGGGGUUUUACAAUAUCCAACCUAAUGCCACGGGCACAAACUAUCCGUGGCUGGACCAGUAUGGCUGGGACUCAUUCAUAGCGGGCAUACCGCAUCCAACAGCAAUCAUCUUUGCCUUCGGGGAUAGAGUCCUCAAUGCUUCGGUCAGCAAUACCACAAUCUCAAAUUUCUCUCAGAAGCUCUCGUUCAAGACCGGUGUGAGCGAGUGGUCGUAUACUUGGAGACCAGACAAUGGUAGCACCAGGCUCAAUGUCACAUACGCCGUAAUCUUUAGCAGACAGAGACCGAACGUCAUUGCGGUGACAGCCAGCAUCACACCCUCGAGAGAUAUUUCCGGCACCGUGACCGAUCUUCUCGAUGGGCGAAGUGCUGUUCGUUCUUACCUCAAUGCGAAAGGAAUGGAUAGCAAUGGUAGCACUAUCCAUACUUCAGUUCAUCCCGACGGACUUGCCAAUGUCACCGGCUAUGUUGUCUCUGGCACCAACUUCUCGAACCCGUAUACCGAUUUAUCGUCACGGGCACUUGCACAUGGAACAGACGUAAGCAAUACCACGAGUAUCGGGCAAACAUACAACAUUAGUCUUAGGCAAGGACAGACGGCUACCUUCUACAAAUAUGUCGGCGUAGCAUCAACCGACAAAUUUCCAGAUGCCGAGUCUGUCGCUCGACGUGCGCAGGCUUCAGCUCAAGCAGUCGGAUGGGAUGCUCUUCUGGCGGAACACACCGCAGCUUGGGCCACAAUCAUGACUCCGGAUUCUGUUGAUGACUUCACAGACCCUGUCACGGGAGACCUUCCAAGUGAUCCAGAUGUUCUGGCAUUACACAUCACCUCUGUGGCAAACGCAUAUUACCUGCUCCAGAACCUUCAGCCUGAAGGCAGUGGACUCAAUGAUGACAGUAUUGCUGUUGGAGGCCUCGUCUCAGACUCUUAUGCUGGGCAAAUAUUUUGGGAUGCCGAUUACUGGAUGGCACCAGGACUGAAUUUGGUUUAUCCAGAGUGGAGCAAGCAAAUCAGUAAUUUCCGCGUCAAACAGCAUGGUCAGGCUUUGGCCAAUGCUGCAUUCAAUGGGUUCCCAAAUGGAAGUGCAUUAUACCCGUGGACUUCUGGGAGGUAUGGCAAUUGCACAAGUACUGGACCCUGUGUUGAUUACGAAUAUCAUCUCAACUACGAUAUUGCAUUCAAUCUAUUCCAACAAUACAACAUCACCAAGAACGAUACUUGGUUCAACAAUGGCCCAAGACAGAUCAUUGAGAGCGUAGCUAUCAUGACCGGAGAGUUGCUCAAAUACAACGCGACUACGAAGACGUACUGGUUGCACAACAUGACAGAUCCGGAUGAAUAUUCAAAUCAUAUUGAUAACGGACCUUUCACCAUUGCCUCUGCUGCGGACUUGCUGAGACUGGCGAACCAGCUCAGAGUUGCCCAAGGACUGCCGAUAAAUGAGACAUGGUACAACCAAUCUGAGAAUAUUGAAUUCCCAACCGCUCCAUCGGGUAUCACUCUUGAAUAUGAGACGAUGAAUGAUACUGUUCAAGUCAAACAAGCUGAUGUUGUGUUGUUAACUUACCCGUUAGACUAUGGUGGGAAUUAUACCAUGGCCGAUAAGUUGCUGGACCUGAAUUAUUAUGCCGAUAAGCAAUCUCCUAAUGGCCCAGCAAUGACUUAUUCGGUAUUCGCCAUCGAUGCCAAUGCUCUAUCGCAGUCAGGUUGCUCAGCAUAUACGUACACGCUCAAUGGUUUCAUACCAUAUCUCCGGGAGCCCUGGUAUCAGUUCUCGGAGCAAGCUGUCGAUGAUGUUCAUCUUAACGGGGGCACCGACCCUGCAUUCCCUUUUCUGACCGGCCAUGGCGGUGCCAACCAAGUCGUCCCCUUCGGCUUCCUAGGAAUCCGUACCGACCAACCAGUCUUAUACAUCAAUCCCUCUCUCCCCCCUCAGAUCCCCUUCGUUAAAGUACGGACCUUCCACUAUGCUGGGGCCACUCUCUCCGCCACCAUGAACAGCACCUACACCAACCUAACUCGUAUCCCGACACCUCCUUCAGCCAAUCUAGUCGACAUCUAUUCAAACACCACCCUCCCCCUCAUAGUCGGCUCACCCAACGCCGCUCCCACCUCAAACAUAACCUACACCAUAGCCAUCAACGAAACCCUCACAAUCCCCAACCGUCUCUACUGGCAAACCCUAACCCAACCCUCCGACCUCCUCCAAUGCCUCCCAGUCACCAGUUCCUCCCCACACGUCCCGGGCCAAUUCCCCGUCGCCGCCAUCGACGGCGCGCGCUCCACCUCCUGGCAACCCAAGACCAACGCCUCCUCCACGCUCCUCAUAAACAUGACGAGCACGCCACCCACGCCCAUCUCGGGAGUAUUCUUCGACUGGGGCUCCCGGCCCGCCACCUCCGCCGUCCUGUAUCUCGGCAACAUGACCUCAGCCGGCAUCAUGACGGGCUCUGAAAUCUCUAUCGACAUCGGCGGGAUCACGCCCAGCGUUCCCUAUAACGCGAAUGCGAGCGCGGCGAGCACAGAUGCGGUCGUGCCGGUGGUCGGUAACACGACGGCGAUUGCGGUGGUGGGCGGUGCGUGGACGGGCGAUUAUGCAAGGUUGCAGAUAGAGGGCUGUUGGGAGAUGGAUGGUGUUGGGGCGACGGUGAGUGAGUUUGCGCUUAUUGCGGGUUCGAUCUCGUGAGUUCUGGGAUUGCUAGGUUUGUUGUCUGUGCGUGUCUAUGGUGGUUAGUUAGUCAAUCAGUCAGUUAGUUGGUUGUGUGUAUGUAUGUAUGUAUGGAAUGAUUCAAGAUAUCCAUCAAUCCCGAACUCGGAUUUUACCUACC
This is a messenger RNA of Amorphotheca resinae ATCC 22711, 3275 nucleotides long. Its product is annotated as glycoside hydrolase family 65 protein. Gene Ontology annotation, biological process: trehalose catabolic process. Bases 134 to 3133 code for a protein of 999 amino acids. The record is from RefSeq and is a predicted model, not a curated record. The transcript is spliced from 3 exons. Gene Ontology annotation, molecular function: alpha,alpha-trehalase activity; carbohydrate binding. Gene Ontology annotation, cellular component: fungal-type cell wall. Lineage: Eukaryota; Fungi; Ascomycota; Leotiomycetes; Helotiales; Amorphothecaceae.